UGAAGGUUCCUCACACUUGUGAGCGCGCAUUGACGUGUCGAGGGAGAUCUCCAGUCAUCUGUGCGCGUGUCCGACGGCGCUCAAUGUACACGAGUUGCGAACGUUUUAAGAAGCAAAUUUCAGUGGGUUGUAUUUAAUAAUGGCAAAAUAGUGAUUUACCUAGUCUGUGAAGAAGUCUUACCUGUAUCCUUAAACUAAGUGCCCUUGGAUCACGCAGCAUCCGCUGAAGAAGUGAUCAAAGGUGUCAGUUUGUCAUCAUACCAAGGCAGACAUGGACUAUCUCUAUAACGAAUCGUGGAAAAACAUGACUUUAGAUGCAUCUGCCUCAUCGUUCAGUGGACUGCAGCUCCUGAUGGACCUCAAGCCACUCUUCAUCCCUCUGUACGCCAUGCUCGUCCUGGUAGCGUGUUCUGGAAACCUCAUCCUCCUCAUCCUCAUCGGCCUGAACAAGAAACUCCACAGCACUACAAACUUCCUCAUUGGAAACCUGGCCCUGGUUGACCUGGUUAUGUGCCUGUUCUGCGUUCCCCUUACUGCGUUUUAUGCCUUUGAUGAGCGCGGUUGGGUUUUUGGCCAGUUUAUGUGUCAUUUUGUUACCCUGAUGCAGACCGCCACUGUGUUUGCAGCAGUUCUGUCAUUAACCGCCAUUGCAGUGGACCGAUACGUGGUGGUCGCAUACCCGAUUCGCCGCCGUGGAGGUCGUUCUUUCUGCGCGUGGUUGGUGGUAAGCAUAUGGCUCUGUGCGUUAACAAUGUCCACCCCCACCGCUUUGCACACGGCCUACCUGGAUCUGAGUGCGACAGGUCAUGAAAUGGUGGUUUGUGAGGAGUUCUGGCAAGGGCAGGAGCUCAAUCGUCUAAUAUAUUCAUGUUUCUUCCUGCUCCUUUCUUAUUUCGUUCCUCUAGCAGCAGUUUCCAUAUCCUACUGUGCAAUCUCCUGCCACCUGCAACACCGAGCUACGCCUCGGCUCAUGGCCGCUACACCAUCCAACCAGGAAAAGUGGGGGCGCAAGAGGCGCAAGACGUUUCGCCUCCUGCUGGUGUCUGUUUUGUCAUUCGCAUUCUCCUGGCUACCCUUGCAGGUGGUCAACCUCAUACGUGACCUGGACCCCGACUUCGCCAUCCUAAACAAGAAUCAUGUCAAUGUGAUCCAAGUGUCUUGCCACUUGUUAGCCAUGAGCUCAGCUUGCUACAAUCCUUUCAUUUAUGCUUCUCUUCACAACAAGUUUUUGUCAUAUCUAUGCCAGAACAUAUUUCAAAGAAGAAAACCUCAUCAUACUCAGAGCAGCCUCACAACCUCCAGCCGAAUGCUGCGCUUGAAUACUUCUAGUACUUUUACUGACAUUCCCAUGGCCAUUAGUAAGAUUUCACAAGACUGAAUCUUCUCUACAGCAAACAGAUGUUGCUACUUUAGGUUGCAAACCAAUGACUCUGUUCUUAAAACUACAUGUGCUUCACUGAUUCCUGAGGAAAAUGUCUGUAUCUGCUUCAAAUGUUAAACAUUUGUAUUAAAUCGAAGGAGACAGUCUUGUGAUGUUUGGUCAAACUGUUCAUAUAUUAUAGGCAAAAAAAUAAAUGAUUCAUAUGUCUUGACCAGUAGGUGGUGUUGGUUCAAAACUACUCAUGAGGGUAGGUCAUGCUUCUGUUGAUAUGUAUGAACUUAGUCCUAAAUACGCAAAAGCGUUGCAAAAUUAUAGCCUCAUCCAUUCUGGCUUGGUUUUUAUCAAAUUGUUUGCAUGUUAUUCAGGGUUUGAAUAAUCAGCUUGAAUUUCAUGCAUUUUUGUUGGUAUGGUCUGACGCUGAUAGUUGGUUUUUGUAAAUAUUAAGCAUGUUCAUAAAUGUUUAGACAUUUUUUUUGGUCACACUUUAGUUUGAGGACCAAUUCUUGCUAUUAGCUAACUAUUGUCUAUGACUGUAACCUCAAUAAACUCCUAAUUCAGUGCUUAUUAAAGGAGAAGUCCACUUCCAGAACAAAAAUUGACAUAAUGUACUCAACCCUUGUCAUCCAAGAUGUUCAUGUCUUUCUUUCUUCAGCCGUAAAGAAAAUGUUUUUUGAGGGAAACAUUUCAGGAUUUUUCUCCAUAUAAUGGACUGAUAUGGUGCCCCGAUUUUGAACUUCCAAAAUGCAGUUUAAAUGGGGCUUCAAACGAUCCCAAAUGUGGUUGUAAAUGAUCCCAGCCGAUGAAGAAGGGUCUUAUCUAGCGUCACGAUUGGUUAUUUUCAUUAAAAAAAAUACAAUUUAAAUACUUUUUAAUCUCAAACACUGGUG
Messenger RNA from Labeo rohita (rohu), 2268 nucleotides. RefSeq names its product prolactin releasing hormone 2 receptor (gene prlh2r). Gene Ontology annotation, molecular function: neuropeptide binding; neuropeptide Y receptor activity. Gene Ontology annotation, biological process: G protein-coupled receptor signaling pathway. The record is from RefSeq and is a predicted model, not a curated record. The transcript is spliced from 2 exons. NCBI's taxonomy places the organism in Eukaryota, Metazoa, Chordata, Actinopteri, Cypriniformes, Cyprinidae. Gene Ontology annotation, cellular component: plasma membrane; neuron projection. Bases 272 to 1378 code for a protein of 368 amino acids.